This is a messenger RNA of Zophobas morio, 1015 nucleotides long. Its product is annotated as 15-hydroxyprostaglandin dehydrogenase [NAD(+)]-like. Lineage: Eukaryota; Metazoa; Arthropoda; Insecta; Coleoptera; Tenebrionidae. Gene Ontology annotation, cellular component: cytoplasm. The transcript has 4 exons. Bases 64 to 999 code for a protein of 311 amino acids. Gene Ontology annotation, molecular function: oxidoreductase activity, acting on the CH-OH group of donors, NAD or NADP as acceptor. The record is from RefSeq and is a predicted model, not a curated record.
UGUCAUAAAUGAGGGAACAAAAAUGUCAUUUACACAUUUUUCCAUAAAAUACCUCCGCAAAUUAUGAUCAAUUUAUUCUGGUUCAACACCCUCAAAGCAUUUCGUGUGCUUCGAAUUCGACAACUACUAAGAUUCCAACAUAGACAAUCACAAAGUCAAGUAAAAAUUGUGUGUCCUGGCAAACCGAAACCCUUGAUAGAUUUUAACUGUAAGGUAGCCCUAAUAACUGGUGGUUCUGACAGUACUGGACUAGCUAUUGCGCAUGAACUACUAGCAGAAAGCGUUAAAAAUGUUGCUCUUGUUGGUAACGAUACCUGUAGAGGCCGUGAGGCUGUUCUAGCAUUAAAUCGAGCUUAUGGUAAAAACAAAGCAGUUUUCAUCAAUUGUGAUGUACAGUCGAAAGUUCAGGUAAAUGACAGUUAUUGUAAAGUCGUCGCAGAAUUUGGAAAAAUAGACAUCGUGAUUAAUGCUGCUGGUGUCUUCGACGGAUGUAAUUGGGAAAAGGAACUGAUGACUAAUCUAGUUGGGACCAUCCAUAGCAUGUUAGAAGCCUAUAACGUAAUGAGUAAGGAAGAACGUGGUAGUGGUGGUGUUAUUCUCAAUUUCUCUGGACUGCAUGGUGGGCUGAAGCCUCUAUAUCCAGCACCUACUCUCUCAGCAGGUCACCACGGCAUAAUUGGACUUUCAACAAGUUUUGGACAUGAAAUAAACUUUAAGAAUACAGCAGUUCGCGUUGUAACGCUUUGUCCUGGAAUCACCAACACCAACUUUGUCAAAGAUGCAGAAAAAAGAGCACUCAAUGAAAGAAUGGGAAGCCAUCUGCAUAUUUUAUUACGUAAAUUCAAACGACAAAAAGCUAGUGUCUGUGCACAGUCCGCAAUGCACUUGUUAAAACAUGGAAAAUCGGGUAGUGUUUGGGUAGUUGAGGGUUCUAAAUUGUACUCUUUAAAUAUUCCCAAGUGGAAAGAAUAUAGGGUUCUUGAAUCACAAUUAAUAUAAUAAAAACGUUUAUCAA